Molecule: messenger RNA, 573 nt
Organism: Nannochloropsis gaditana CCMP526
Exons: 1
Molecular function (GO): Hsp70 protein binding
Source: RefSeq, a predicted model, not a curated record
GAAACUUGGGCUGAAAUAUCGGCUUUUAUGACUGGUCCUUCUCGAGCUCCUCUAAGCAAGGAAGCAUUUCAUGCCAAAUUGGCAUCGACCCCAACCCUUCACCUACCACGAUCAAAGCAGCUCAUGGAAGUGCGUUAUGAAGACGGCGACUCUGAUUUUUUGGGUUGUCCUAUUUCCUCCAGGGUACGGCGUAUAGAUGAGUAUCUGGUGUUUGCGGGACUAGGUGGUGGCGCGGCUUUGGCAAUGGCGGUGGAUGCGAAACACCGGCAUCUAAAAUUGAUCCCUUUUGGUGGAGUCGCUGCUCAUGUGUACACUCGUCAGUCUACUCUCUCAAGUUUAAACUGUGAUGCUAAGGAUAAUUACGGUCCGCGACGUCUCGUGGAGGUGAUCCCAAAACGUGGGCAAGUCUUCUGUUUUUUGCCUCUUCCUGUCGACUCUGGACUCCCAUGCUUUCUUAAUGGUAGCUUUGAACUAUCAAGCAAUCGCCGGGACAUAUGGGCGGGGGGAGACAUGGCAGGUGAUGGAAAAUUGCGGUCAGAUUGGAACCAGGCUUUGCUGCAAGAUGUUGUGGCG